Molecule: messenger RNA, 1274 nt
Organism: Racocetra persica
Lineage: Eukaryota; Fungi; Glomeromycota; Glomeromycetes; Diversisporales; Gigasporaceae
Source: the annotation of a GenBank genome assembly
UGAUGAGGCGAUGGUAGUGAUGGAAGCACCAUUGGACAAAGUAAUGAGAAUGAAUGCGAUGAUGAGGGGUUUAUUAGAAUCAUUGACGAAAACUGAGUGUGAUAGUAAUGAUGCAAAUAAUAUAAAUAGUGAAAUCAAGGAGUGCGAAAGGGGUGUUAAUGAAAAGCGAGAGGAUACAAACAGAAAGGUGAUUGCAAAUAAAAAGAGAAAUAAAGGGGUGUAUGGAGUGAAAAACAAAAAUGUUAAAAAUAUACUCAUCUAUGAUAAUGAAACAGCCCAGAAUGUCAAAUCUAAUCUAGCAUCCGAUUAUGUGAAAAAGAAAGGGCUUAUCUGGAGAUGUUCAAACAAUGUAUCAACUAUUGGUAGUACAAGUAAUGAUGAGAUCGUUGGAUGUGUUCCUGGUGUUGAAGUUGAUAUUAACGGUGUUAAAGUGGUUCAAAAGUUCCAUGUGAAGCGUGGAUUUUGUUGUGAUGUCAUUCUUGGAAUACCGUGGGUCAUGAAAACAAGGUGUAGUUUCGAAUGGAAGGAUAGAAAAUGUCACUGUAUGAUCCGAUCUGGCUUAGAGAAAGCAACAUUCGUGAUCUCUGAUGAAAGCAUAGAUAAAUAUAUGAAUAAAGCUAGUAUAAUGAAGAAUGAUGAUCGAAAAGAAAACGAAUUUGUAGAUGUUAGACGUAUUAAAGGUAAAUUGACGGAGAAUGAUGGUGCUGGUGAAGAGAAAGAGAAAUGUAGUGAUAGAAAAGACAAUAAUGUUGUGAACGUAAGGUGUGUAGUAAACGUAUUGAAGGAUAAUGAGGCUAAGUUUGAUUAUAAUGGGGGUGAAGCUGCAGAUGGCAGAACGAAUGAAUCUGGAAGAGAUUACCAUGAAAGUAAAAUCGAAAAUGAAAAAGAUGAACAAAAGGUAUUUGUUCAAUGUCAAAGCCUCAGGAAAAUAAGUUGUGGUAAUGAAACACGUGAUCACAAGUGUGAUGAUAAGAAUAAACGAUACAUUGGAUUAGGAGGAGCAUCUAUGAGUCACCCAAGUACCAUACGAACAUUGAAUAGCAUGUUAAAGGCUAAACGUAAUAUGAAUAAUUUUGUAAGGUUAAAUGGUGUAAACUGCCGAAGGGUGAAAACAAGUAGAAAAGUCGUGAAUAAUGUAUAUGCGAGUUUAGUUGAAGGUGUAUUGCGAAUCGACAAUGCAAAAAUUAAGGUGAUGAAUACCUUAAGAUUUGAAAGUAAUAAAAGUUUUAAUAAAAAUGGUAAUGAUCCAAAAAAGCUGGACGCGUUGUGUGUUG